AACAUAGAUAUGUAUGUUUAAAAAAAAACAUAUAAUAGUGUGACCAGCUGACGUGCUGGUCCCAUGAAUUUGUCCAUCUCUGGUGAACAGCUGUCAUCAUCGCCGCCCUUGUAAAAAAACAACACCCUAAAAACGUGUUCCAGCGAUAUAUCAAGAUGGCCUUCAACUUCACCGCCUUCACUUACAUAGUGGCCCUGAUAGGCGAUGCAUUUUUAAUAUUUUUCGCAAUAUUUCAUGUCAUUGCCUUUGACGAGCUGAAAACGGAUUAUAAAAACCCAAUAGAUCAGUGCAACAGCCUCAAUCCGCUGGUUUUACCGGAGUACUUGCUGCACAUCUUUCUGAACUUGCUGUUCUUGUUCUGUGGCGAAUGGUUUUCACUUUGUAUAAACAUCCCCCUCAUAGCCUAUCAUUUUUGGCGCUACAAAAACCGCCCUGUGAUGUCUGGACCUGGACUUUACGAUCCUACCACGGUCUUAAAAACCGACACCUUAUCCCGGAAUAUGCGUGAGGGCUGGAUCAAAUUGGCCGUCUACUUGAUCAGCUUCUUCUACUACAUAUACGGCAUGGUUUAUUCGCUCAUCUCGACAUAGAGGUAUUGAGGCAGCUGCCUCGGGAUCUCAUCGUUGGCGCCAGCGCAUCCGCAUCGUGUAUUAGUUGUCAGAACUCAAGUGGAAGACUCCCUUUCUGGGUAGAUUCCCCAUCAACCGCGAACAAUACUUCACUUGUAAAUUCUAGUGUAAAACCUUAUGUCUGCAUUAAGAGAUUGUAACGUUUUUUAUUAUAAUUAUUUUUUGCAUAUCGCAUCCUUGGUGUAGAUGGAUUUUAAGAAUUAAAUAAAUGUCAAAACAAAGUAA
This is a messenger RNA of Drosophila gunungcola (fruit fly), 854 nucleotides long. It is a transcript of the gene cni, whose product is annotated as protein cornichon. Gene Ontology annotation, biological process: endoplasmic reticulum to Golgi vesicle-mediated transport. The record is from RefSeq and is a predicted model, not a curated record. Bases 156 to 590 code for a protein of 144 amino acids. The transcript has 5 exons. Gene Ontology annotation, cellular component: endoplasmic reticulum membrane; COPII-coated ER to Golgi transport vesicle. NCBI's taxonomy places the organism in Eukaryota, Metazoa, Arthropoda, Insecta, Diptera, Drosophilidae.